Molecule: messenger RNA, 429 nt
Organism: Rotaria sp. Silwood1
Lineage: Eukaryota; Metazoa; Rotifera; Eurotatoria; Philodinida; Philodinidae
Source: the annotation of a GenBank genome assembly
AUGGGUUCAGCAGCACUGGAUACUUUACCAUUAUUGAUACAAAUCAUUGAAAAAAGCCAUUCAUAUUUAGUGAAACAAUACUGUUGUGAAGCCCUGGGAACUAUCCAAGUAAAUGAGCAACAUUAUUUUGACACGGUCGUAUCAUGUUUGACAAAUGUUCUUGCGGAUCGAGAUCAACUGGAAGAUCCUAAAGAAGCAUCCCAUAUGAGAUUUACGGCUGCAUUAUCCUUGGCUAAACUUGGCGUCAAAGCAAUACAAGCAAUACCUAGUCUAAAAGAAGCACUCUAUCUGGAUAAAAAUCGAUAUGUGAAUGCAAACGCAUUAUUAGCUUUGAAAAGAAUCGGAACAGAUGAAGCGUUAAAAAUUGUUUUGCAUUAUCUUGAAAUGUCACGAUGGUGCGCAAAGACAACAGCUGCUAGUUUAUAUUAG